Messenger RNA from Myxocyprinus asiaticus (Chinese sucker), 1685 nucleotides. Its product is annotated as acidic mammalian chitinase-like. Gene Ontology annotation, molecular function: chitinase activity; chitin binding. Gene Ontology annotation, biological process: carbohydrate metabolic process; chitin catabolic process. Bases 12 to 1424 code for a protein of 470 amino acids. Lineage: Eukaryota; Metazoa; Chordata; Actinopteri; Cypriniformes; Catostomidae. Gene Ontology annotation, cellular component: extracellular region. The transcript is spliced from 11 exons. The record is from RefSeq and is a predicted model, not a curated record.
UGGAACUGAAAAUGGGGAAACUUACACUUAUAGCAGGCUUGGGCUUGGUGCUCUGCCAUGUCGCCUUUUCCAUGGAGAUGGCCUGCUACUUCACAAACUGGUCCCAGUACAGACCUGGAAUUGGGAAGUAUAUGCCCUCAAAUGUCGACCCCUUCCUUUGCACGCACCUUAUCUAUGCUUUCUCAAUCAUCAACUACGCCAACGAGCUUGUCACUUAUGAGUGGAAUGAUGAGACCCUCUACAAGUCCUUCAAUAACCUCAAGAAUAUAAAUCCCCAUCUUAAGACUCUUUUAGCUGUUGGUGGAUGGAACUUUGGUUCAACACAGUUCUCCAUCAUGGUGUCCACUCCAGCAACCCGUCAAAAGUUCAUCAAGUCUUCCAUCGCGUUUUUAAGAACUCAUGGAUUCGAUGGUCUGGACUUGGACUGGGAAUACCCUGGAUCAAGAGGGAGUCCUCCCGAAGACAAACAGAGAUUCACACUGCUGUGCAAGGAACUUGUUGAGGCCUAUGAGGCAGAGAGCAAAGCUUCUGGCAGACCUAAACUAAUGCUGACUGCUGCUGUAGCAGCUGGCAAAGGAACAAUUGAUGCUGGAUAUGAGAUUGCAGAGAUUGCCAAGUACCUGGACUUUAUUAAUAUCAUGACUUAUGACUUCCAUGGAACUUGGGAAAGAUUCACAGGACACAACAGCCCACUGUACCAGGGGUCAAAAGAUGAGGGAGACCUGAUCUAUUUCAAUACCGAUUUUGCUAUGAGCUACUGGAGGGACAAUGGCACCCCUGUGGAGAAACUCAGAAUGGGUUUCGCAACAUACGGUCGCACUUUCCGUCUGACAACUUCAGAAACUGGAGUUGGAGCCCCAGCAAGUGGACCUGCUGCAGCUGGAGCCUACACUCGUGAGGCUGGAUUCUGGUCUUACUAUGAGAUCUGUGGCUUCCUAGAGGGAACAAACAUCCAGUGGAUUGAUGAUCAAAAGGUGCCUUAUGCCACAAAGAACAAUGAAUGGGUUGGAUUUGACACCAAGGAGAGCUAUGAAACUAAGGUCCGUUAUCUGAAAGACAAGAAAUUUGGAGGAGCCUUUGUGUGGGCCCUUGAUCUGGAUGACUUUGCUGGACAAUUCUGUAGACAGGGAAACCAUCCUUUAAUGGUCCAUCUACGCAAUCUUCUAGAUAUUGUGCCUACACUGCCUCCAGCCACCACCACAAGACCUGGUGAACCAACUACAAGUACCACCACAACUACCACAACAACCACUCAUGCUCCAGGACCAGGAUUUUGCAAUGGAAAGCCAGAUGGACUCUACCCCCAUCCUGAGGACCCAGUGAAGUUUUAUAACUGUGCAGGAGGCAAUUCUUACCUGAGUUCCUGUUCUGCAGGCACAGUGUUUGAUGACAGAUGUAAGUGCUGUAGUUGGCCCAAACACUAACAGAUCGCUAAUGUACAAUCUAAUGACAAACCAUAUACGAACUCUGGACAAAACAGGACACUGAGAAUUUGCAUUUGCACACAAAAGCAACUUUAAAUAGGAGCAUUAGUAUAGACUGCAAAUAAUUCCUUAUUGUGUCUUCAUCCCAUUUGAAUGUACUGUAUAUUGAAACUGUAUUAAGCCUCUUUUUGAAUGACUGCUUUGUCAAUUUGUUUCUUUUUUCUUUUUUCUAUGAAGAAAUUAAUAAACUAUCUUGUCAUU